Messenger RNA from Drosophila grimshawi, 410 nucleotides. Its product is annotated as guanine nucleotide-binding protein subunit gamma-1. The record is from RefSeq and is a predicted model, not a curated record. The coding region runs from base 147 to 350 and encodes 67 amino acids. Gene Ontology annotation, biological process: G protein-coupled receptor signaling pathway. The transcript is spliced from 2 exons. Gene Ontology annotation, cellular component: heterotrimeric G-protein complex. Lineage: Eukaryota; Metazoa; Arthropoda; Insecta; Diptera; Drosophilidae. Gene Ontology annotation, molecular function: G-protein beta-subunit binding.
UCAAACGCUAUUGAUUUUUCGGUGAUUCAAGAUCCUCGAGCUUGUGCCUAAAUUAAGCUUCUAAAGCUGCAAUCGCAAUUCGCUAGCAAUCGCAUUUUUCAACCGCAUUCACCAUAGGUCUUGCCGAGACUGCCGUUUUGGACAUAAUGGCUGCUAAUUUGCAACAGCAGCGCACAAUUAAUGAGCAACUGCGUCGCGAGUCUGGCAUACAACGCAUCCAGGUGUCGGAGGCUUGUAAUGCAAUGAUGAAAUAUAUGUUAGAUCACGAGUCGGAUGAUUGUCUGCUUAGUGGAUUCACCAGUCAGAAGGUGAAUCCGUUUCGCGAGAAAAACUCGUGCAGCAUUUUAUAAGCUCAAUUUUGAAUAGGUACACAAGUUCCUAGCACAGUAUUCAAAAAUAUGUAGACAUAU